UCGCGGCAAGUAAUAGAGAAAGAGCCCGGCAAUGCAAGCAACGUGAUCGAUUGAGUCCUCUAUUGCAAUAUAUUUUUGUAUCGACAAGAUGGUCUUUAUCCUAGGCGUCAACUUCCCCGAGCGGAACCUUGUCAAGAAAUCCCUCGAGUCUUUCUUCGGAAUCGGUCACCUCACCUCUUCACGCCUCCUCGCCCGCUUCCACAUUCACCCAACAUGCAAGGUCGGUGAACUGGGAAACAAGCAGGUUCUGGAUAUCACGGCCGCCCUGUCCGACAUGAGGAUUGAGAACGAUCUGCGGAGACAGAUUCUUGACAACAUCAAGCGCUUAAAGGAAACCGGUACCUACCGCGGUCGUCGUCAUGCGCUGGGGCUGCCCGUCCGGGGACAGAACACGCGAUCUCAGAUCAAAAACGCCACCAAAUUCAACCGUAUCGAGAGACGAAUCUAAAAGGCGAUGUCGGGGUUUUUCUUUGGUUGGCGGGCCUUGCGCUUGGCUUUUUUUAUGUUGUGAGGGCAUGGAUUGGCGUUAUCAUUUUUUCUUGCUGUACCCUGUAACCUGUAUUUCUCUUACUAGAACCCAUCUUCACAAACUCGAUGGAAUGUAUCACAAUGUAG
Molecule: messenger RNA, 615 nt
Organism: Aspergillus saccharolyticus JOP 1030-1
Lineage: Eukaryota; Fungi; Ascomycota; Eurotiomycetes; Eurotiales; Aspergillaceae
Product: mitochondrial 37S ribosomal protein uS13m
Exons: 4
Coding region: 89-448 (119 amino acids)
Biological process (GO): translation
Cellular component (GO): small ribosomal subunit; mitochondrion; ribosome
Molecular function (GO): structural constituent of ribosome; RNA binding
Source: RefSeq, a predicted model, not a curated record